This is a messenger RNA of Anopheles merus, 5243 nucleotides long. RefSeq names its product protein toll-like. Gene Ontology annotation, cellular component: membrane. Gene Ontology annotation, molecular function: protein binding; transmembrane signaling receptor activity. The transcript has 5 exons. Lineage: Eukaryota; Metazoa; Arthropoda; Insecta; Diptera; Culicidae. Gene Ontology annotation, biological process: toll-like receptor signaling pathway; innate immune response. The record is from RefSeq and is a predicted model, not a curated record. The coding region runs from base 777 to 3401 and encodes 874 amino acids.
UUAUACAAUACUUUUUUUACAGGCGUAAAAUCGGUAUCUUAAUGACAUAUUGCAGCCAUAAUUGGUACACUUACCCUAGAUUGUUUUAUUUAUAGCGACUUUGAGUCUCGUGACUACAUUCGUCUCUCUCACGGUGUGUAAGGGUGUUAUGAUAGCAGGCCGGGUUAUUACGUCCUGCGUUGGCUAGUCGAUCUGCUAUUUCGUUUCCCCGUUUAAGACAAGAGAGAACCUUAUCAUAGGACACACGAUACGAAGAGCACCAGUACCUAUGUAUGCAGCUGGAUUUGAACCCACUAAAACUCUCUUGUGCCUCAAGGAAUACUGGCCGGACCGCCCGCUAAGGCAUUACUUGGACCACUGCUAUUCCGUUUUGUGAAUACUUGUGUGACUAAGAAUCCAGCAGAAUGCGACUUGGGGUGAUUUCGGUAUAUUGCACAGUUGUUGGAUGUUCGGCUCACUGGUAGUUUCAGAUUCAAGCUUGAAGCACACUUGCACACUUGUAGAUUCCACAACUUUUGUAAUCAUUUGUACUUAUCUGUCGGUAUAGAUCAGAUGGUGGUAACACAGCGGAUGGUGGUAUGGUGAACUUGUGUUAUUGUUUUUGAAAAUAUUCCCAUUGUCAGGACAGUAUUUUGGUAGAAGCCAGCUGUGGAUAAUUUGAAGAUGGAUUUGACGGGAAGUGUGGUGAUGAUCAAUAACACCCGUACCAAUAUACGCUUGUAAAAAAUCUGGUCAAUUUUUCAUGCAGAUUUCCAACAAAUCUCCAACCCUUUGCAAUGAUCCUCGUUUGGAUGUACUGUGUUUACCUGACGGUUUUACUGGUACCAAACACCAGCGGCAAUGACUGUACCAUAACAAAUAGGUCUAGAAUAUGCUGGAUAGUUGAAUGCCCAGGUUCAAAUGUUCAUUUCUCGAUCAACUUCAAAAAUCGCAAACUUAAUGUGACCUGUUCCGACAAACCAAACUUUGAGCUGCUUCGGGACCAACCCAAUCUACGCAGCCUCACGUUCGACCAGCUGAUCUAUCAAGACUGCCAACUUCCGGUUGGUUAUCAGUCGCUUCUGGAGUUCCUUUCAGCCUUUCUCGAUCACACCCAACUGUCAUAUAUUGUUGAGUUGAUUUUAAUAAACAAUGCAGACCUAUCAGCGAAUGUAACGCUUGAUCCGCCGCUAUUUGUCGGACUCCACAAACUACAAACUCUUGUGAUCGAUAAUUUUGCUGUAUCGUUCGACAAACCACUGCCGCUCCAACAACUGCCAAGCGAUGUCAAUCGCUUUGCGGGUUCAAUUUUACACCAGCUCCAGGAAAAACAGCACCGCCAGACCAUUGCUGAAGGUGAUUGGGAAAUGAAUAUAAUGCCAAACGGGUUGGUUUCCAUGGUGCCCAAUCUUCAAAUGUUGACUCUCCACAGAAAUAACUUUAAGCAAGUCGAACACUUUGCGAAGCUACCAAGCUUGACUUAUUUUAACAUCAGUUCGAAUCAACUGAUGUCACUACACGAUGAGAUGUUCUAUGAACUGCCAAACCUCACAUUUAUUGACCUGUCGUCAAAUAAACUAUCCAGGCUAUCAGCCAAUUUGUUGCGGAUGAACAAGAACCUGAACAACUUUCUCGCAGAUAAUCAGAAUGGUUCCGGACUUGUACUAGAAGAUAAACUGUUCGCCGAUCUAAGGAGGCUUAUAAAAGUGUCUGUAUCCAACUGUAAAAUAACAACGCUACCGGAAUGUCUCUUCGCUGGAGCCACCGGGAUAACAUUUAUCGACUUCAGCAGCAACAAGCUGCAAAGCCUUCCAGAACAUUUGUUUCGUGGUUUGUCCAACUUGCGGUGGCUUUAUUUACAGAACAACGAGCUAAUGAGAAUGCUACCAGACACCCUGCUGGAGGAUGUAAUCAAUUUGCGUGUUCUUCACCUUUGCUAUAACAAACUAACCAUGCUGAACAGACAUCUACUGAAAAAUCUAACGCAUUUGGAAAAGUUACAUCUCGAACAUAACCAGCUACAUAUGAUCGAUGUGGAUGCGUUCACGUCUCAGACAGAGUCUCUAAUAACGCUCAAUCUCAGUCUUAACAGCAUUACGCUAAAUGAAGAUAACAGAGAUGUAUUCUACAGCAAUGAGGCAAUCAACAUCACGUCCGGUAUUAUUUUCAACACUUUGAACAAAGUUCAGGUCCUGGAUCUUUCGUAUAAUGCAAUCGUAAAAAUAUUAGAUCCUUUUAAAAAUUUUAUGGAAGGUCUUCGAACGCUCGACCUGUCCCACAAUUUGAUUUCACACAUAGAAUAUAAAGACUUGCUAUUUCCAUCACCCAAUAUCGAUCAAGUAAAUUUGGAGUCAAACAAGAUUACCCAUUUCGGCUUCGACCGUAGCCGGAUUGAAACGCACCAUCGCUUACCGAGGGAAAUUCUUCUAGCUGAUAAUCCACUCAACUGUGACUGCAUGUCCUACCCGCUAGUUACAUAUCUGAAAGCGAUAUCAUACGCCAGUAAAUCCGUCCUGCUAAAGGGUCUUGAAUGCACUCAGCCGUCCAAACUGUUUGGACUCCAACCGCAAGACGUGCAACUAGAAGAUUUGGUUUGCGAAAUUGAUACCUUCACGGAAUUCUGUCCGGCCGAGUGUAAAUGCUACAAACGGGCCGUAGAUCAAUGUGCCAUUGUGAACUGUAACGCAGCGAACCUUACCCGUGUGCCCGUCAUCCACAGCCCCUCUAACAUCGGGUGCAAUUUUAUUGAGCUGCAUCUUGCACAGAACAAACUGCAUCAUCUAUCCAACGCGGGCGAGGGAUGGAAUUUCGUUCGAUGGCUUAACGUAUCAAACAACAGCCUUAUUACACUGUCUGCAGAAAGUCUACCCGAAAUGCUUGAGCUGCUCGAUGUCUCUGGCAAUCAAUUAACCGAGAUCGAUGCCGCCUUCAUAGUCAAAUUAAAUCAAUCCACCCUGCAUAACAUCAGCCUUGCGUUGAAUCCAUGGGAUUGUUAUUGUGAAAAUCAACUGCUUACCUUUGUAGUCGAUAAUGUAGCGCGCAUAACCGAUUAUUAUACCCUCCAGUGUAUCGACGGUAGACCGAUCAACCUGGCUACUUUGAAAGAGCUGUGUCGUACGAUAACUUUGUCUCGUUUGUAUAUCAGCGUGGCAAUUUCAAUGGCGUCCGUUGGCUGUUUACUCUGCAUAUGGCUGUAUGCAAAAUUCAACUUGGCGAUCAAAGUGUGGCUCUUCAAGCAUAACUUGCUACAGUGGUUUGCCACAGAGGAACAAAUUGAUACGAAUAAGAGGUACGACGCAUUCAUCUCGUACUCGCACAAGGAUGAGGAUUUCGUCUCGAAGGAACUGUUGCCGAGGCUUGAGAGCGAAGAGCUCAACUUCAAAAUCUGCUGGCACGUGCGUGACUUUAUACGGGGGAGAUGAUCGCCAACGAGAUAACGAAAGCUGUUGAAGACUCGCGUCGUACAAUUAUUAUCCUCUCGCUCAAUUAUAUCGAGUCCAUGUGGGGCCAAAUGGAAUUCAGCACGGCGUACUUACAGUCGUUGGUAGACAAGCACAACCGCGUUAUUCCCAUCAUUUUAUACAAUACUUUUUUUACAGGCGUAAAAUCGGUAUCUUAAUGACAUAUUGCAGCCAUAAUUGGUACACUUACCCUAGAUUGUUUUAUUUAUAGCGACUUUGAGUCUCGUGACUACAUUCGUCUCUCUCACGGUGUGUAAGGGUGUUAUGAUAGCAGGCCGGGUUAUUACGUCCUGCGUUGGCUAGUCGAUCUGCUAUUUCGUUUCCCCGUUUAAGACAAGAGAGAACCUUAUCAUAGGACACACGAUACGAAGAGCACCAGUACCUAUGUAUGCAGCUGGAUUUGAACCCACUAAAACUCUCUUGUGCCUCAAGGAAUACUGGCCGGACCGCCCGCUAAGGCAUUACUUGGACCACUGCUAUUCCGUUUUGUGAAUACUUGUGUGACUAAGAAUCCAGCAGAAUGCGACUUGGGGUGAUUUCGGUAUAUUGCACAGUUGUUGGAUGUUCGGCUCACUGGUAGUUUCAGAUUCAAGCUUGAAGCACACUUGCACACUUGUAGAUUCCACAACUUUUGUAAUCAUUUGUACUUAUCUGUCGGUAUAGAUCAGAUGGUGGUAACACAGCGGAUGGUGGUAUGGUGAACUUGUGUUAUUGUUUUUGAAAAUAUUCCCAUUGUCAGGACAGUAUUUUGGUAGAAGCCAGCUGUGGAUAAUUUGAAGAUGGAUUUGACGGGAAGUGUGGUGAUGAUCAAUAACACCCGUACCAAUAUACGCUUGUAAAAAAUCUGGUCAAUUUUUCAUGCAGAUUUCCAACAAAUCUCCAACCCUUUGCAAUGAUCCUCGUUUGGAUGUACUGUGUUUACCUGACGGUUUUACUGGUACCAAACACCAGCGGCAAUGACUGUACCAUAACAAAUAGGUCUAGAAUAUGCUGGAUAGUUGAAUGCCCAGGUUCAAAUGUUCAUUUCUCGAUCAACUUCAAAAAUCGCAAACUUAAUGUGACCUGUUCCGACAAACCAAACUUUGAGCUGCUUCGGGACCAACCCAAUCUACGCAGCCUCACGUUCGACCAGCUGAUCUAUCAAGACUGCCAACUUCCGGUUGGUUAUCAGUCGCUUCUGGAGUUCCUUUCAGCCUUUCUCGAUCACACCCAACUGUCAUAUAUUGUUGAGUUGAUUUUAAUAAACAAUGCAGACCUAUCAGCGAAUGUAACGCUUGAUCCGCCGCUAUUUGUCGGACUCCACAAACUACAAACUCUUGUGAUCGAUAAUUUUGCUGUAUCGUUCGACAAACCACUGCCGCUCCAACAACUGCCAAGCGAUGUCAAUCGCUUUGCGGGUUCAAUUUUACACCAGCUCCAGGAAAAACAGCACCGCCAGACCAUUGCUGAAGGUGAUUGGGAAAUGAAUAUAAUGCCAAACGGGUUGGUUUCCAUGGUGCCCAAUCUUCAAAUGUUGACUCUCCACAGAAAUAACUUUAAGCAAGUCGAACACUUUGCGAAGCUACCAAGCUUGACUUAUUUUAACAUCAGUUCGAAUCAACUGAUGUCACUACACGAUGAGAUGUUCUAUGAACUGCCAAACCUCACAUUUAUUGACCUGUCGUCAAAUAAACUAUCCAGGCUAUCAGCCAAUUUGUUGCGGAUGAACAAGAACCUGAACAACUUUCUCGCAGAUAAUCAGAAUGGUUCCGGACUUGUACUAGAAGAUAAACUGUUCGCCGAUCUAAGGAGGCUUAUAAAAGU